UGGCCGAAGCGGAUCUCAGGCUCGCCGGAAGAUCCGGGUGCUGCUGGUCUUCAACAUAAACAGCAAUGGCGGAGGCAGCGGCGGCGGCAGCGUCUACCGCGGCUCCGGUAACAACAACGGGAGGCUGGACUAAACACGUUACCUGCAGGUAUUUCAUGCAUGGUCUUUGCAAAGAAGGGGACAACUGUCGAUACUUGCAUGACCAAAGCAGCAGCAAGCCAGCCAUGAUCUGUAAGUUCUUUCAGAAAGGAUGCUGUGCGUUUGGAGACCGGUGCAGAUAUGAACACACCAAACCAGCCAAGCAAGAGGAGCUCCCUGGCCCCAUGCCAUCAGUGCCGCUUCCCGCUGCCCCCCUCACCCUUGCUGGUGACUCUGGUUCCAUGCCCAGUGGGCCAGCUGGCAUGUCCAAAGCCCAUGGGCCUCACGUCUCUGGGGGAGUGGACUGGGUCAAUGCUGCAGAGUUUGUGCCAGGCCAGCCCUACUGCGGAAGGGCAGAUCCUGUGAUUGUGGACGGUCCAGGGCCUCUCAUCGAGGACGAGUAUGAAAAGGAACAAACCAACAAGGAGCUGAAGAAGCAGCUGUGCCCAUAUGCAGCUGUUGGUGAGUGCCGCUACGGCCUCAACUGUGCCUAUCUGCAUGGUGACGUGUGCGACAUGUGCGGACUGCAGGCACUCCAUCCGUCAGACACUGCUCAGCGUUCUCAGCACAUCAGAGCAUGCAUUGAGGCCCAUGAGAAGGACAUGGAAAUCUCGUUUGCCAUCCAGCGCAGUAAGGACAUGAUGUGUGGUGUGUGCAUGGAGGUGGUAUUCGACAAGGCCAAUCCCAGCGAGCGUCGCUUCGGCAUCCUCUCCAACUGCAACCACUGCUACUGCCUCAAAUGCAUCCGCAAGUGGAGGAGUGCCAAGCAGUUUGAGAGCAAGAUCAUAAAGUCCUGCCCAGAGUGUCGAAUCACAUCCAACUUUGUUAUCCCGAGCGAGUACUGGGUGGAGGACAAGGAGGAAAAGCAGAACCUCAUUAAGAAAUACAAGGAUGGCAUGGGGAGUAAGCCCUGUAGGUAUUUCGAUGAGGGCCGCGGAACGUGUCCAUUUGGAGCCAAUUGCUUUUACAAGCAUGCCUUCCCUGAUGGACGCCUCGAGGAACCUCAACCUCAGUCCCAAAACCAGCAAAGGCAGAAUGGCUCCAAUGCAAGGAACAGGGGUUCGAGGCGCACACCACUCUGGGAUCUGUUUGAUGAGCGGGAAAGCAGCGACUCCUUGGACAACGAUGACGAGGAGAUGGUAACGUUCGAACUGAGCGAGAUGCUCCUUAUGCUUCUGGCGGCAGGAACCGACGACGAGGUCACCGACUCUGAAGAUGAGUGGGACUUAUUUCACGAGGAGCUGGACGAUUACUAUGAGCUCUACCUAUAGCACCCCGUCAUUACUCCAAUCUUUCCCUCUCUUCCUCACUAAUCUUUCCUGCCACCAUCAAUUACUCCUCACUUACCCCCUCCCUUUACUAGAAGCUAGACUGUGUGAGUGAUGGACAGUAGCUUAUAUUUCUCCCUGUGUUGUGGCAGUGCCUUUCAGCAGGCCGUUAAACUUAUAAAUUCAGUUCAAAGUAAAAUGAAUUAUUCUAUAUAUAUAUAUCUAUAUAAAAAAAUCAGAUUUAAAAAAAAAAAAAGGAUCAGGUCUGUGCACCCGUGCUAAAGCCUUUCUGGAAAACCUCUUCAGUUCUGUUAGUGUUUGUGUGUACACUAUGUACUAAAGGAAAAACAGAAAAAAAUGACAAAGCAUAAAAAUGACAAAAAGACACUAAGUUAUACAUGUGAAAAUUGGAAUGAUAUUGCUAUUAAAUCUUAAUGGUUUUAUUCUGAAGUCUAGGUUUGACUUAUCUACCCAGGUAUAGUCCUGAUUAAACGGGACUCUGAGCAUACAGCAGCUUUAUAAGACUUUACUGUAACUGGUGGUGGCUGUGAUGCUUUUCUGGAAUAUUCUCUUCUCUCAUGCACUGAUUCUGGGGGGGUGGUGGUGAGCUUCCUUGAUGUCAAAUGCACACAUGCACUCUUAACAUUUAUAAAUACAACUUGUCACUGAACGUUGUUCUCUCUCUCUCUCUCUCUCUCUCUCUCUCUCUCGUGUUACUGUUCCAGUUCUCUUUAAUUGGCCUAGUCGGGUCAGUUUUUAACCUACCUGAAGUGUACAGGUUAUAACCACCUGUGGUAUCAAAUACAGUCUCUCCUAAGAACUGAGUGUAGCGAUAUUUUGUGAAAUUGGACUCCCGAAAGCAGACUUAAAUGCAUUCAAAUACGAAGCUGAGUGUUUCAUCACUUUAACUGUUUAGUAAUUGUAGGUUUUUGUUUUGCUUCAGUAUUGCAUAUUAAGCUCGGCUGUCAGUAGCCAAUCCACAAACACCCAGUUGUUAUUCGGUUCUUGUUGAACUUAAUUAAAAUUGCAUAUGUUUAUACUGAUAUGUGCUUGUUUUCUAUGGUCCAGAACCAUCCAACAUAACUUGAAAAUUAAAGUUUAUUAUCACAGUA
This is a messenger RNA of Hemibagrus wyckioides, 2518 nucleotides long. It is a transcript of the gene mkrn1, whose product is annotated as makorin, ring finger protein, 1. The transcript is spliced from 8 exons. Gene Ontology annotation, biological process: protein polyubiquitination. NCBI's taxonomy places the organism in Eukaryota, Metazoa, Chordata, Actinopteri, Siluriformes, Bagridae. Gene Ontology annotation, molecular function: ubiquitin protein ligase activity; metal ion binding. The record is from RefSeq and is a predicted model, not a curated record. The coding region runs from base 66 to 1409 and encodes 447 amino acids.